CUUUUGGGAACAAUGAGAGGUGACGUUGAUCGCGGUAUCAUCGACCAUAAAAAACAGAACGGUAACCGCAAAAGCUAGCGUUCCACACAAAGCCUUGUUGAAGGAAACGUGCAUUUGCCUCGAAAUGAAUAAAUUGUCAGUGAGGGGCACAAUCUUGGUACUGAAAGCGAAAAGGAGAGAGCCUUCAUCAAGUUGAAAAGGGAAGUCGCGCCCCCUUACUUUAUCUGAAAUCAGUGUGUGCUCACGUCCACCCGGACAUUCAUUCCUCCCUGUUGCCCUUAAUUCACCUUGGCAAGGACGGAACAGCACCUUCGCUUCUUCUUGUUUUCCCGGUGGGAUAUGGGCUUGAGUCCUGGCGGCGAUGUUUGGAGCUGUGAAGAAGGACCCUCACUACCAGCCCACGAUGUUCAAACAAGUGAUGCUGUUUCCGAGGAAGUUGAUUCCGAUACUGUCGUUUCUUACUCUUGGAUUCAUCGUCUGGUUCAAGCCUCUGCUGCCUGUUCCGACUAUAGGUUGGAGUUCUGUACUGGAAUCUGGACUUGCCCAGAUAUUGCUAGGGCAAGAUACCGGGAAGCAAAAGGCUAUUGUGGCACCAGAGCACGACGACCCUCAGACGAAUUCAAGACCAAUGAUGAAUAAUCCAUUCCAGCCCGGGAUGGUCAAACCCGUUGGAAUGCCGUAUACAAAGACGCUGGUCACCCCGCGGACUUCGAGCGAGGAUGUCUCGUGGAUUAGGGAAAACUUUGGUGGAAGCGAUUUUAUCAAGGCGGCAAUAUAUACUGUAGAUGACGUGAAUGCGGAAUUACAUCCACCGAAGAACAAAGGACAUGAAGUUAUGGUAUACCUUACAUACAUCAUCGAUCAUUUCCACAAUCUUUCCGAUAUCAACAUCUUCAUGCAUUCUCACAGGUUCGCCUGGCACAACAACGAACUCCUCGAUAGCGAUUCGGUCCAGAUGAUUUCAAGGCUCUCGGCAGAGCGAGUCCAACGAGAAGGCUUCAUGAAUAUGCGUUGUAGCUGGGGGCCUGGUUGCCCAUCUUGGAUGCAUCCCGGGAAUGUGGAAGAGGAUAUCAACAAGCAGGAAGAAACAGUGCUGGCGAAGUCGUGGUCCGAACUCUUCCCCCUCGAUCCUGUACCGAAUGUGUUAGCUCAACCAUGUUGUGCUCAAUUUGCUAUAUCGAGAGAUAGGAUUCAAAGUUUACCGUUGGCAAGGUACGUAUUUUACCGAGAUUGGCUGUCGAAGACAAGCUUGUCAGAUGAUAUUAGUGGGAGAGUGUGGGAGUAUGUCUGGCAGUUUGUGUUUACGGGAAAGCCAAUUGUAUGUCCAGCAGAGCAUGUGUGCUAUUGCGAUGGGUUUGGAGUCUGUUUUGGAGGAGCAGAGAAGUACGAGGAGUUCCGUGCCAUGGAAAAAGAGCGAUCAAUGUUACAGGAAGAGGAGAAUGGCCACCGCGCGUUGUCUCAGAAGUGGGAAAGCACCCCGGAGCUCCUCACGGAUGAGGAAAAGGCCCAGGGUCGACCUGACGUAGAGAAAGGCCGCCAGCUCCAAGAGAAGAUCAAUGAGUUAGUAGCUUGGUGUGAUAAGAAGAAGCAGGAAGCGAAAGAACAGGGAGACGUGGCUAUGUAUCGAGCGAGGGAAGCAGGUAGGGAGUGGAGUCCAGGGGAUGGGUUCUGA
Molecule: messenger RNA, 1672 nt
Organism: Hyaloscypha bicolor E
Lineage: Eukaryota; Fungi; Ascomycota; Leotiomycetes; Helotiales; Hyaloscyphaceae
Exons: 2
Coding region: 362-1672 (436 amino acids)
Source: RefSeq, a predicted model, not a curated record